AAGCAGAAAGACUCCAUGGAAGAGCCGAAAAUGCCAACUUUUAAUCCUUUCGUCUUCCUCCUACCAGCAAUAUGUGACAUUGUCUCGACAGCGCUACUUUACAUUGGAUUAAAUCUGACAACGGCCAGCAGUUAUCAGAUGUUACAGGGGGCACUUAUUGUAUGCACCGGAUUACUGUCCAUCCUCAUGUUCAAAAGACGGAUUGAAGGCUACAAAUGGUUUGGAAUGCUCCUCGUUGUUUUGGGACUAGUCCUUGUUGGAGUCACAGACGUAAUAUUUGGAGCUGAAACACAACAUGGCGGCAGUGAAGCUAUGAUAGGAAAUAUACUCUGCGUCGUUGCGCAGAUUGCAGUCGCAAUGCAACUUGUACUCGAGGAAAAAUAUGUGUGCAAAUACGACGUCGAAGCACUUUUUGCCGUAGGACUCGAAGGUAUCUAUGGCUUUGUCAUUCUCUUUAUUUCCCUUGUACCGCUUUACUACAUUCAUGUUGGUCCAACAUUUUCCACGAACCCGAAUGGAAGCCUCGAAGAUGUAAUCUACGCCUGGAAACAAGUCCUCAUUGCCCCAAUGAUUGCGGUAUCUCUGCUCGCUAUGAUUAUCAGUAUUGCAAUCUUCAACUUUGCUGGUAUUAGUGUUACCAAGGAACUAUCGGCAACUACUCGAACAGUGAUUGAUAGUAUAAGGACAAUUUUAGUGUGGGCAAUCAGUGUACCCGCCUUCCAUGCAGUAUUCAUACCUUAUCAGAUGAUGGGAUCAUCCAUACCAUACGCAAUAUUUGAGGCAAAAAUCAUCGCUUAUAUAUCAGAUACGAAUGCAUUUAUAAAUGCAGCAGCCAAAAGCGAAAAUGACAUUAGAACGGGAGGCUAG
Messenger RNA from Strongylus vulgaris, 867 nucleotides. Lineage: Eukaryota; Metazoa; Nematoda; Chromadorea; Rhabditida; Strongylidae. The record is from the annotation of a GenBank genome assembly.